Rhodotorula toruloides NP11 is the source of this 1263-nucleotide messenger RNA. RefSeq names its product Arf GTPase activating protein. Gene Ontology annotation, cellular component: Golgi apparatus. Gene Ontology annotation, molecular function: metal ion binding; GTPase activator activity. The coding region runs from base 1 to 1263 and encodes 420 amino acids. The record is from RefSeq and is a predicted model, not a curated record. Gene Ontology annotation, biological process: intra-Golgi vesicle-mediated transport; endocytosis; endoplasmic reticulum to Golgi vesicle-mediated transport. NCBI's taxonomy places the organism in Eukaryota, Fungi, Basidiomycota, Microbotryomycetes, Sporidiobolales, Sporidiobolaceae. The transcript has 5 exons.
AUGAGCGGCAGGUUCACGCAAUCGCGUGCAGAGACGCAGCGGCACCAGCAGAUCCUCAGGGAAGAGCUCAAGCGUCCCGAGAACAAGCUCUGUGCCGACUGCAAGAGGAACGACCCGCGCUGGGCCAGCACGAACCUCGGCGUCUUCGUCUGCAUCCGCUGUUCCGGCAUCCACCGCUCUCUCGGCGUGCACAUCUCGCGCAUCAAGUCGAUCGACCUCGACACCUGGACGCCCGAGCAGGUCGCGAAUGUCCAGAGGUGGGGGAACAAGCGUGCGAAUGUCUACUGGGAGGCUCACUUGAAGCCCGGGCAUGUCCCGCCUGACCACAAGAUCGAAAGCUUCAUCCGGAGCAAGUAUGAGUCGAAGCGAUGGGCGACGGAAGGGCCUGUUCCGGACCCCGAGACGCUUGACGGUGACUCGAGUGGCGCCGCUCCCGCCGAGACUGUCGCCCCUCCCCCUCGCACUUCAUCUGCCUCCUCCGCCUCCGCUCCUCGCAAAGCCGCUGCGACGACCUCGAUCGACCUCCUUUCUGCCGCACCCUCGACCGGCCGUCCCUCUUCCUCCUCAUCCGCGCGCUCCACCCCGGCUCCGCCCAAGCCGGCACAAGACUCGCUCUUCGACCUCGACUUCGGUUCCUCCCCCUCUGCCCCUUCGACCGCUCCAGCCGCCUCGCCCCCCCCUCAGCAACAGCAGCAGCCGAAACGAGACCCGAAAGCCGACAUCCUAUCGCUCUUCAACGCCGCUCCGCCUCCUCAGCCCGUUCGACCCGUCCAGCACGCACAGCAGCCUUCCCUCGGCGGUGGCGGACUGGGCGGAGUGACGACCGGUCUUGCGGGGUUGUCGUUCGGAGCGCAGCCUGCUCCAUCGCACGUGGCGGGCGGAGGAGCGGACCCAGCAGGCUGGGGUGCGCCUCCCUCGUACCCCGCUCCGCCCGCCCAGCAAACCGGUCUCACCUCGUCCUCCUCCUUCGGCGACUUUGGCGGCUUUUCCUCUGGUCCCUCAGCCUCCGCUCCGCACGCACAGUCGACCGACCCCUGGGCCUCGUCCACUGGCACCACCACGUCCUCGUCGAUCUGGGGUAACUCGGCAACUCCUGCGCCUGCGCCAGCAGCGAAGGCGAAUGACCCUUUUGCAGAGUUUGGCUCGUUCUCUACGCCUGCUGCGAGCGGGGGGAGCGAUAUUUGGGCGAGUAGCGGGACCGGUGGAAGUGGAGCGAAGAGCGGCGGAGGAGCAGCGGGCGGGUUCAGCGACAUCUGGGCGUGA